This is a messenger RNA of Exserohilum turcica Et28A, 2001 nucleotides long. RefSeq lists its product as uncharacterized. Lineage: Eukaryota; Fungi; Ascomycota; Dothideomycetes; Pleosporales; Pleosporaceae. Gene Ontology annotation, cellular component: membrane. Gene Ontology annotation, molecular function: amino acid transmembrane transporter activity. The record is from RefSeq and is a predicted model, not a curated record. The transcript is spliced from 4 exons. Bases 167 to 1843 code for a protein of 558 amino acids. Gene Ontology annotation, biological process: amino acid transmembrane transport.
GCGGCCAGCGUCGUAUCACCAAGGGCCCUGGCGCCUUUGAAGAGCGUGGCCUGGCAAGUCGGGGGCGGCGCAUUGCUGCUUCAUAAGUAACGCGUCGGUACCUGCAUUGGCAACUGUUCUCCCCAGUUCCCACCCUCCUUUGAGACCUGCGACGCGGAGCGCAACCAUGGCGGAGAAGAAAACAGAGUACACCAUUGGUCAGCCAGACGCCGAGUAUGGCGUUGGCCAUGUCCAUGAGGCAAGUCGACGAAGGAGCUCAGCUGUUGCACCUGCGGCUGUGGCCGAGGAGAUCUUCGACGAGCGCUACGAGACAACGCAGCGAGGCCUCAAGUCACGCCAUGCGCAGAUGAUUGCCCUGGGUGGCACAAUCGGAACCGGUCUGUUCGUCGGUAGUGGCCAAACGCUUGCUCGCGGUGGCCCAGCCUUCAUCCUCGGAAGCUACAUCUUCAUGUCAGCGCUGAUCUUCUGCGUUGUGGCCGGCAUCAUCGAGGUCGCGGCCUAUCUUCCCACUCCCGGUUCUUCGAUGAACCUGUUCGGUGCCCGCUACGUCUCGCGCUCCAUGGGCUUCGGUCUCGGCUGGCUCUACUUCUACUCGCUGGGUAUUCUCGUGCCGUACGAGAUCACCGCUGCCGGUCUCGUCAUCGACUACUGGCACCCAUCUGUCAACAUUGCCGUGUGGAUUUCCAUCAUGAUUGUCGUCAUUGUCGGCUUGAACUGCUUUCCCGUCAAGUUUUAUGGCGAAACAGAGUUUUGGUUCGCCGGCACGAAAGUCAUCAUGAUUAUCGGACUGCUGCUUCUGUCCUUUAUACUCUUCUGGGGCGGUGGCCCUCACCACGACCGUCUUGGAUUCAGAUACUGGAAGAACCCCGGCGCAGCGAACACGUAUCUUGAAAAAGGCGACGCAGGACGCUUUGUUGCUCUGCUAUCCACGCUGGUCUUGUCUGCCUUCCCUUUUGCCUUCGCCCCCGAGCUCCUCGUCGCCACGGGCGGAGAAAUGGAAUCGCCGCGACGCAACCUGCCCACCGCCGCGCGCCGCUACAUCUACCGUCUCGUCUUCUUCUACAUCUUCAGUGUUCUCGCCAUUGGCGUCAUCUGCCCGUCCAACGACCCUAUCAUCACAUCAGGCGGCGCAGGCGCAGGAUCCUCGCCAUUCGUCGCGGGCAUCAAACGCGCGGGCAUCCCCGUGCUCGACAGCAUCAUCAACGCGGGCAUCAUCAUCAGCGCCUGGUCGUCGGGAAACUCGUUCCUCUUCCUCUCCAGCCGCAGUCUGUAUGCGCUCGCGCUGUCGGGCAACGCCCCCAAGAUCUUCAAAACCUGCACAAAGUCCGGAGUCCCGUACUACGCCGUCGCCGCAUCGUCCGUUUUCUGCGCCCUCGCCUACCUGAACGUCGGCUCUUCUUCCGCCGUCGUCUUCACCUGGUUCGUCAACCUGACCAACACCUCUGGCUUCAUCUCGUGGAUCUGCUGCGGCAUCAUCUUCCUGCGGUUCCGCAAGGCGUGCGAUGCCCAGGGCGUCACCGACCUGCCGUACCGGUCGCCCGUCGGCAAGAUCGGCGCGUGGAUCGUCAUUGUCGCCUUUACCAUUUUGUGCCUCAUCAACGGCUUCGACGUGUUUUGGCCCGAGAAAUGGAACGUCAGCUCCUUCUUCACCGCCUACGUCGGCAUUCCCAUGUUCUUCUUGUUCUACGGCGGUCACCGCAUCUGGGCGUGGGGAGACUCGUGGGCCUACGACCCGCUUACUGUGGAUCUGCAGACGGGACUCGACAGGAUCUUGGCAGAUGAAAUUCCACCCAAGACGGUUCAGGGGCCGUGGUGGAAGAAGAUUACGCUCAUCUGGCAGUAAAAGGCGGUGCUCGAGGGGGGUUCAGGGAAAAAAAAAUGUGAGGGGUGCGAAUCUUCAAAGUGUAAAAACUUUUUGUGUAUCCUUGUUUUUUUUUUACCACCAUCUUUGGUAUGUCGGCCAUGAUCGAAAUAUCAUACAUGUUCUCGAUUGGAAUCGAU